AUGCAUUUGCUUACCCUCGUCACAGCCUUUGCAGGCCUGGCCACGGCUCUGCCAUCUGGCGAGCCUCACAUCGUUCAUGAGAAGCGUGACGGCCAUCCUCAUGCCUGGGACAAGCACGCUCGUGCUGAGCGCAGCACUAUCCUCCCCGUCCGUAUUGGCCUAAAGCAACAGAAUCUCGAGCAUGGCGAUAGAUUCUUGGCUGAUAUCUCGGAUCCCGAGUCGGCUAACUUUGGCAAGCACUGGAGCGCCGAAAAGGUCGCCAACAUGUUUAUGCCUCACCCAGAUACUUCAGACAAGGUCAUGGAGUGGCUCACAUCUUCUGGUAUCGACACGAGCCGCCUCAGUCACUCUAAAGGUCGCAACUGGAUUGAGUUCGACGCCACUGUCGACGAGGCCGAGAAUUUACUCAAGACGCAAUAUCACACCUACAAGGACAAGGCUACAGGUGGCUACCGAAUUGCUUGCGAUGAGUACAGUCUUCCCUCAAGCGUCCGAAAGCAUGUAGAUUUCAUCAUGCCAACGAUACAGCUCGAUGGCUUACGACCUGUAGCGCAGGCCGCACCGUCAUACCAAGCUCCUAUCAACCUCACCGGUCUCACAGGCCUGAAGAACUGUAACCAGCUGAUCACCAUCGACUGCCUGCGAGCACUCUACAAUCUUCCCGUAGCUACCACCAACCACACUGGUAACCAGCUGGGCAUAGCAGAGUGGGCCGACUACCUCUACUUGCCUGAUCUCAAGACAUUCUUCCAAAACUUCACGAACCCCAAGAUCCCAUCUGACGUCACCCCUGAGUUCAUCAGCAUCGAUGGCGGUAAGCCUUCGAACCUCACAGUAGCCAAGGCUCAGGAAGUCAUUGAGAGUGCACUUGACUUCCAAGUCUCCUAUUCGAUCGUCUAUCCGCAAGGCAUUAGACUUUAUCAGAACGGGGACAGUGUCAAUGUUGACAGCACUGGCACAUUCAAUAUCUUCCUCGAUGCUCUCGACGCUAGCUACUGCACAUACGAAGGCGGCGACCAGCCCUACAUCGACCCGGCGUACCCGGACCCGAACGAAGGCGGCUACACUGGACCACUACAGUGCGGUGGCGCACCCAUGAGCAACGUCUUUUCCGUCUCUUAUGGUCAAAUCGAGGGUGCCCUCCCACGCUUCUACCAAGAACGCCAAUGUCGCGAGUGGAUGAAGCUCGCUCUUCAAGGUGUCAGCGUGAUUUUCGCCUCUGGCGAUUCCGGCGUAGCCAACCGCUAUAACUCAGGCUACAACAACACUUGCAUGGAUCCCACGGACUCAUUCGUCGACCAAUUCGGCACGCGUUUCUCACCCGGCUUCCCGAACAACUGUCCCUAUAUUACCAACGUCGGCGCGACGACUCUCCAGAAUUCUUCAAUCUAUGGUGGCGAACAAGCAGUCGCCAGCCCGAACGGCGCCACAUCCUACUACUCAGGAGGUGGCUUCUCCGACGUCUUCGAGCGUCCUUCGUGGCAGGACAAGGCGGUGAAGAAUUACCUCAAAAAGUACUCACCCAACUACUCCGAGCACGUCUUCAACCAUUCUGGUCGUGCUUAUCCUGACGUUGCUGCUAUCGGCCUGAAGGUCGCAACUGUCUACUUGAACCAGACUCUUGGUGUGGGCGGUACUUCUGCCUCUGCGCCUAUUUUCGCAUCAGUCAUCACGUUGUUGAAUGAGGAGCGUCUUGGUCAAGGCAAAGGUCCGAUUGGUUUCUUGAACCCUAUCAUCUAUGCUCAUCCUGAGAUGUUCAAUGACAUCACCAAUGGCAGCAACCCGGGAUGUGGUACAAAUGGCUUCCCUGCUUCGCCUGGAUGGGAUCCUGUGACAGGCAUGGGAACUCCUAACUAUCCUAAGAUGAAGGAGGUGUUCUGUAGCUUGCCGUAG
Messenger RNA from Recurvomyces mirabilis, 1893 nucleotides. RefSeq lists its product as uncharacterized. The coding region runs from base 1 to 1893 and encodes 630 amino acids. Lineage: Eukaryota; Fungi; Ascomycota; Dothideomycetes; Mycosphaerellales; Teratosphaeriaceae. The transcript has 2 exons. The record is from RefSeq and is a predicted model, not a curated record. Gene Ontology annotation, biological process: proteolysis. Gene Ontology annotation, molecular function: serine-type endopeptidase activity; tripeptidyl-peptidase activity.